This is a messenger RNA of Oncorhynchus keta (chum salmon), 2610 nucleotides long. Its product is annotated as leukotriene B4 receptor 1-like. Gene Ontology annotation, cellular component: plasma membrane. The record is from RefSeq and is a predicted model, not a curated record. Gene Ontology annotation, molecular function: leukotriene receptor activity; complement receptor activity. NCBI's taxonomy places the organism in Eukaryota, Metazoa, Chordata, Actinopteri, Salmoniformes, Salmonidae. Bases 254 to 1405 code for a protein of 383 amino acids. Gene Ontology annotation, biological process: phospholipase C-activating G protein-coupled receptor signaling pathway; inflammatory response; positive regulation of cytosolic calcium ion concentration. The transcript is spliced from 5 exons.
CACAGCAUGGGGCAGCACAUUUUUUAGGGAAAAUAUCAGGGAAAGCAGUUGUAAAGAAGAACAUAGACUGUCAGAAAGAGAGAGGGAUUGGGAUACGAGCUGUCAGAAAAGAGAAACAAAAAGAGAGCAUAGAAAAAUAGAAAAUUGAUCCCACCACAUAAUUACAUGCCCUACUCAGAUCCAUUGCUCUUUAUCAUCAUCUUCAUCAUCCUCUAAAUGCUUAAUUGGUUAAUAAGAAUCAAUAACAAUCCCAAUGGCCAAUGACAGUGACUUCCUUCGUUCUUCCGACUCAUCCAUCUCCUUCCUUGAUGUCUUCAAUGACACAGAGAUCAAAGAUGACAUCAAUGUCCUGUUCUCGAACAGCACUGUUGAGGAUCCCAGCGUUGUGAGUAACAACGCCACCACAGCCAUUGGGGCCCUCAUCCUGGGCCUGGUCUUCCUCCUCGGUGUUCCAGGGAACCUCUUCAUCAUCUGGAGUAUCCUGGCCCGUGCCCGCCGACGCUCCGUCACCACCAUCCUCAUCCUCAACCUGGCGUGCGCCGACGGCUCCCUCAUGUGCCUCACCAUCUUCUUCAUCAUCUAUUUGGCUAGGCGGAACUGGGACUUUGGCACCUACAUGUGCAAGGGGGUGUUUUACCUGUGCAACACAAACAUGUAUGCCUCCAUCUUCCUCAUCACGCUGAUGAGCCUGCACAGGCUGGUGGCAGUGGUUUGGCCCCAGCGGGUAGCGGCCCUGGCCAGCAAGAAGAUGGUAGUGCGGGCAAUAGUUGUGCUCUGGGUCCUGGUGUUCUUCAUGGCUAUCCCAGCUCUGGUGUUCAGGGAGCAGAGGGAUGAUCGUGACGAACUGAACAAAACCCAACGGGUUUGUGCCUCAGAUCACGGAAUGCCUCAACAUUUGGUGUUCCAGUACACCUUUGAGACUGUGGUGGGAUUCCUGGUUCCGUACGGGAUUAUAGUGAGCAGCUACGUCUGCAUCCUGAGACGCCUCAGACAGACCAAAUUCCAUCGCAAGGUCCGCAGUGAGAAUCUCAUCCUGGCCAUCGUUGUGAUGUUUGCCAUCUUCUGGUUGCCCUAUCACGUCAUCAACAUAAUACAGGUGGUGGCUGAGCAUUUGAAAGACGAUUCAGCAACAAAAAAGAGACUAUAUAUGAUAUGGCAGUCCAGUCGUGCUGUGACCUCCGCUCUGGCCUUCAUCAGCAGCUGUGCCAACCCUAUUCUCUACACAUUCGCUGGGAAGUCCUACAUCAGAGAGAACGGCAUGGCCUUCAUGGCUCGCCUCUUUGAAGGGACAUCUCUGGACACUGGGAUAAGGAAGGGCCAGCAGACAACCAGGGGCAGGGAGGGGAAAAGACUCAAAGAGACAUUGUCUUUCAGCAGCACUGGGGGCAAUGCUGUGAUGAAAUGAAAAUAGACACUCAUAUGCAGGGUUGCACUGCACAUGCUAUCCACUCAUCAUGACGAUGCACUCCUGCACACAGACUUCUUACAUUUUUUUUUAUUGCUAUAUAGAUCUGCUCCUCUACUUGCAUAUGGGACCAUCUGAAACAAUCCCUACAAUAUUCAGUGCACCUCAUGUGAGACACAAGUUUCUCACUAGACCCGACUUCUCUGCCACAAUUCUUUUGUAAAUGUGUUUGUCAAAUGUGCCUUUUUUACUUUUAAUUCAUUUCUUGUGCCUCUUGAAUGUUUGUUGAAUUGCACGCGGGCAUUCAAUGCCCUGCGUUGACAGCCACACACCCAACAACCACAGUACUAGCACACAAACACAUAUUCUCAACCCCUGCCGCAUGGAGAGCAUCACUCCAGACACCACACAGCCAGAACACCACACAGCCAGAGCAGCACACAGCCAGAGCAGCACACAGCUGGAGCAGCACCCAGCCAGACCAGCACACAGCCGGAGCAGCACACAGCCAGACACCACCCAGCCAGAGCACCACACAGCUAGAGCACCACCCAGCCAGAGCACCACCCAGCCAGAGCAGCGCACAGCCAGAGCAGCACCCAGCCAGACACCACCCAGCCAGAGCACCACCCAGCCAGAGCAGCGCACAGGCAGAGCACCACACAGACAGAGCAGCACCCAGCCAGAGCAGCACACAGCCAGAGCACCACCUAGCCAGAGCACCACCCAGCCAGAGCACCACCCAGCCAGAGCAGCACACAGCCAGAGCAGCACACAGCCAGAGCAGCACACAGCCAGAGCAGCACACAGCCAGAGCAGCACACAGCGAGAGCAGCACACAGAGGACAGCAUUGUCAUCCUGUGUGACUCCAACGACAAAUAUCUUGAUGGAAGACGGCUGUUCCCAAAGAGAGGAGUGAGGAAGAUCUGGUGCCCAACUAUGCAGUCAGCCCUUGGGAUCCUGGCAGAGCAGAGACUGAGACCACCGAAUCACAUAAUCUUUCACACAGGGACGAAAAAUCUCUGCAAGCAGGGUGGAUGUAACCAAGGCUCUGACCAAGAUGUUUUAUUUUUUAUUUGUUUUAUUCAGUUUAAUUUAGUAAAUACUAAAUUGUUGGUUAAGGGCUUGUAAGUAAGCAUUUCACUGUAAGGUCUACAGCUGUUGUAUUCGGUCCAUCUGACAAAUAAAAUGUGAUUUGAUUUGA